AUGGAUAAUAAGCUCACCACUUGGAAAGCCAAAACCCUUUCACUUGCUGGAAGGGUUACCCUUGCCACUUCGGUUCUGAAUUCUCUGCCUAGCUAUGCUAUGCAGUCCUCUGUUCUCCCGGCUACUAUCUGUGAGGCUAUUGACAAGAGAAUCAGAGGGUUUAUUUGGGGGUCUCAGGAAGGGGUUAGGAAAGCACAUCUGAUCUCUUGGGAGACCAUUUGUAAACCGAAGAGUCAGGGGGGGCUUGGGUUGAGGUCUGCUCGUAGUAUGAAUAUGGCUUUUCUGAUUAAGCUUGCUUGGCAAAUUUUGAACCAUGAGGAUGCUUUGUGGGUUAAGGUCUUGCAGGGAAAAUAUUUUAAACAGAGGAAUGGUGCCAUUCUUUCCAUGAAGAAAAGCAACCAUUCGAGUCUCUGGAAAGGCAUCCUCAAAGCGAUGCCUUUGAUGAAGAGUGGAUGUUGCUGGAGUAUCAGAAAUGGCGAGACUACAAGCUUUUGGACUCACCCGUGGCUGGACACAGGGAUCACCCUCGACUCUUACCUGGUGCAGGACAUCCCUGACAGUGAGAGAUACUCUGCUGUGGCGGAAUGGACCACGGCGGAUGGUAAGUGGGAUUGGGACAGGCUUGAGAGCUUAUUGCCUGAUGACGCUCUGAAUUUGAUUGCAGGAUGUGAACCACCUAACCCGGAAUUGGGAGAAGACAAGACCAUAUGGGGGCUUGAAGCUGAUGGACGCUUCAGAUUGAAGUCUGCUUACUACCUGGCAGCAACUGGGGACGAAGGAGAAGAUGCUGACACAAGCUGGAAGGGCAUCUGGAAGUGGAAGGGACCCAACAGGGUCAAGCAUUUCUUUUGGCUGGUUUUCCAUGACCGACUGAUGACCAACCACGAACGCAAAAGAAGAAAGAUAACCACUUUGGAUAAGUGCAACCAUUGCAACGAGGAAGGAGAGACAAUUGAACAUAUCCUACGCAGCUGCAGCAAAGCAAGAGAGGUCUGGUGCAAACUCAGGCAUAGAAUGGUGGAAAGCAACCUCCAAAUUCCUCUGGAAGAAUGGCUAAUGAGAAACCUGCUGGAUGAGGAUAAGGGUAUUGAUUUCGGGCUGAUAUGCUGGCACCUCUGGAAACAGAGGAAUGAAGAAGUCUUAGAUGGGAAGAGCUACUCAAAACAGGGCCUUCUCUGCAGGAUUGGAGCCUGGUUUAACAUCAUCAGAAACGCGCAUUCUUUCUGGGAGAGCAUUGCGAAUGAACCCAGGAGGGUGCUGCAGACAAAGGAAAUCACUUGGAAGCCACCACACCAUGAGUGGAUACAAAUCCAAAGCGACGGAUCAGUCCACCACGGCUCAGGUAAGGCGGCUGCAGGUGGCCUCUUCCGUGAUCAUCUCGGCAGAUGUCAUCGAGCUUUUGUCUGCAAUUUGGGAAGUUGCUCGAUCACGCAUGCGGAGCUGAAAGGUGCAAUGGAGGGGCUGAAGAUUGCUUGGGAAGAAGGGUAUAGAAAAAUCGAGCUCAAUUUGGAUUCGGAGACGGCUAUUUCGAUCAUCAACAACCACUCGGAAGAUGAUCACAGACAUGGGCAAACGGCAGCCAUGUUUAGGAACCUUUUGGACCGGGAUUGGGAGAUCAAAAUCUCUCAUGUGUAUAGAGAGUCUAACUGUGCAGCUGAUUAUCUUGCUAACGUUGGGCACGACUCCCCUUUUGGCACACAUUUUUUCGAUGUGUGUGACCCGGGGCUUAGAUAUUGGCUUCAAUAUGAUGUAAUGGGCAUUGCCCAAGAACGUUCUAUUAAUACUAUGCACUAG
Messenger RNA from Linum tenue, 1794 nucleotides. The record is from the annotation of a GenBank genome assembly. NCBI's taxonomy places the organism in Eukaryota, Viridiplantae, Streptophyta, Magnoliopsida, Malpighiales, Linaceae.